CUCUCUCGCCUCCGCCGCCCGUGGAAGGAGGGAAGGUGGGCGACGCCGAGCGGCUUCUCCGGGACAGAGGUCCAGUCCCUCUCGGCGGGAGACAGGCGCCCGUUCUGCUUCGCGGCCGCCGGUUGCUUCGGACGCCGCUCCGCGCCUCCCCGGGAACUGCCCCGGCUCGGGGUCGCGAUGGAGCCCACGGCCGCCACCACGCUCACGGGGCGCUCGCGGCCCCUGUUGCUGCCGUUUCUCCUGCGGCUGCUGCGCGGGAUCGCGGCGGCGCCGGCCGGGUGGGUCGUGGGCGCGCCGCGCGGCGGAGCGGAGACAGACGCUCUCUUGCUUUCCUACAAUUUCUCCAUCACACCUCAGGCCAGGCCCGGACAACCGUGGUGUGAGAUUCAAGGCCAGGUCAAUGGAAACGAGUUUCUUCAUUAUGCCUGUGGGAGCAGGCGGGUCAGACCCUUUGGUCCUUGGGGGAUGAAGCUGAAGGACACAGCAUUUUGGAACACACAGAUGGAAACUCUGGAAGACCUGGGGGAAGAGCUCAGAAAGAAACUGCUGGACAUCAAAGCAGAGAAUUUCACUGAGAGCAGUUCUGUCACCCUGCAGGGCUGGCUCAUGUGUGAGCGUGGGGCCGACGGACACACCAGAGGAUCCUGGAGGUUUGUCUUCAAUGAGCAGUUAACCUGCCUCUUUGACCCGGAGAAAAGAAAGUGGAUACAGUUUCCUCCUGGAGGCCAACAGGUUAAGGACAUGUUGGACAGUGACAGAGAGCUGACCGAGCUCCUCGUGAAGAUCGCAAAUGGAGACUGUAAGAGAUGGCUCCAGAAACUGCGGGAGCACAGCCAUGAGACGCAGGAGACCACAGGAGCACCGGCCACAACCCUGCAUGGACCUCUGGUCAAAAGCGCAGCCGUCAGACCGAUCACUUCCGUCCUCCUUGUGGUCCUCACGCACUUAGUCCUCCUUGUUGUCCAAGGCAUAGUCCUUUGAGUAACAGAGGCUGAAGUUGCUAAGGAAGGCCUGAGGAUCUGCUCUCCUGCACCCGCUCUCCCUUCUGAUGAGUGGCUUCUACCUGCUGUCCAUGUCCACCGAUGGGACCUUCGAUCCCUAUGGCGAAGGCAGAAUCCUCCA
Lutra lutra (Eurasian river otter) is the source of this 1122-nucleotide messenger RNA. RefSeq names its product UL16-binding protein 1-like. Bases 178 to 981 code for a protein of 267 amino acids. Gene Ontology annotation, biological process: immune response; antigen processing and presentation of endogenous peptide antigen via MHC class Ib; positive regulation of T cell mediated cytotoxicity. Gene Ontology annotation, cellular component: external side of plasma membrane. Lineage: Eukaryota; Metazoa; Chordata; Mammalia; Carnivora; Mustelidae. The record is from RefSeq and is a predicted model, not a curated record. The transcript has 5 exons.